ACUUUUUCUUUCUUUCUUUACCACUCAAACGUGACUACUCGUGAAUGUUCAUAAUUGAAACAGAGGACUCCCUGUGUUCUGAGGGGCAGAGCCACUGGUUUAUUCAGAGCAAAUUUGCAUUCAUUUCGCCAUUUCAAUAUCACUGCUUGUGUUCAAAUUUGUACAAAUAUGAACUCGGUCAGCUAAAUUGCCACGUUUCAGUUCUACUUUUGAAUGAAUAACGAAAGAGUUUGUAACCGAUUCACCGUUCAAAAAGUUGAUCUGCUAACUUAGCACGUUUCAGUUCUUUCUUAUUAGAAAAAAGAAUGAGUUAACUUUCAAGUAAUCGUUCCAAAAUGGAGGUUCAAACAAAGGCGGCUCCAGAUUUCAAGCUGAAAACCUCAGGAUCCCAACUCAAAAUCCAGGAAAGCAUCGUUGAAAACGCCAACGAGGUGUUGUUUCACUACCCAACAUAUAACAUUCAGACUCCGAAUCUACGAUCACAGUAUUUAAAGCACAAUUUGAAUAACACACUGUUUGUUUCGCCCGAUUUGGAUGAAACUGCACUUGUUAGUUACGAAGAAGGAGGUCGAGCGUUAAAACGCCUGGAUGAUUCUCAGAAGAGCUCGUUGAGAAAUUAUGGUCAGUUUGGAGUGCCAAGUGUACUGUUCCCUGGAAACGAUCAUGUUUGGAGAGUCAGUGAAAUUUUUCAGAAGGGCAAACAAAAGACAAGGGCCACCUUCUACGUGUGGAUCGCCAAUGCUUACAACCUGAUUGUUAUACAGUCAAAACAUCGAAUACUAGGCAAGGGAAAAUUUUGUCUGCACCGCUCCUAUCGAUCAAUCAAAGCGGGUCUUUGGAAGCUUGCAGAUGCACUCGUAGGCUUACCCUACAUUCGCAAGUCCUUGAACGUAGUCGGGUUGCCAUCGUGGGAUGCGGAACUAGCACAAUACAUUGCUCCUCGAGACUAUUCAAAAGUGGCUGAAAUUAUAGCAGUGGUUGAAAAGUAUUAUGAAGCCAAUUCGGAACGAAACGAUAGCAAAUACCCGAAACUGCCGAGUUCUGCUAGUAUUUUUGACAUCGAACUGGCAAUGCAAAAUUUAGGACCAAAUGAUUCAGAUUUUCCCUGGUUCAUUUUCAAUCAAAAGAUGUGGAAGCAAAUUCAAGAUAUAACAGAGGAUUUGUUGUUGGAAAUGGACAAAAUCGAGCAUUUGUUCACGAUUGACAUGAAGUACGACCUAGUUCUGAAGCACUCCGGGUCAAGGUCGAAUCUGAAUGACGUCAUCACUGGGGCGGGAGACGGAGAUGACAGGAGCACUACUUCUUCGUUCGUAGCUGAUAAGGUCGAACCCAGUGCCCUGCAGAAAGUAGUCAAUGAGAAGAUCAGGGAAGCAUAUGUGGAGAAGUUUUUGCAGUUGAUCGCAAAUUCGGAAUCUCUACAAGCCAUUGACAAACGACUGCCAGAACUGCUGGUGAACAACUUCAAUUGCAACGACAGGCUGGACUGUCACGAGGCUGAAAAGCAGAGUGAAAUUGAAGAAAUCAUGUCAAAGUACGAGGGAGAGCUGAAGAAAACUAACCCAGUGAAGGGCCGGACGAAGCACUGGAGAAGACCGAUGGCUAGGAAUCAUCGGCAACAAUUGCAGGAUGAAAUGAAGAAGGAAAUGGAAGAAAUGCGUAAUGAACGAUUGGAGCCGUGGGUGCGACCUCUCUACGACAUUGCAGCCACAUUCGAAGCUAAGUUGGAGGAGCUGAAGGCAAAGUGUGAUGUAAUCAAAGAGCCCCUGUUUGAAAUCAAGCACAAGAUUAUGAUUUGGAAUCCAAAGAACUACAAAAUAGAACGAAGGGAGAAUCUCUUCUACCUCAGAGGAGAAGAAGUUCCCUGGACCAGAGUGCCCACACUGUUUGCUGAAACGGAGGCCACCAACUCCACCUUUACUCGCUCAGCCCAUGCUCAGUUCAGUUACACCUGUGCGAAAGCGAAGUACCACAACGUGAGCUCUGGGUGGUUUUGGAGGUGGAGAGACAUGUUCCAGUUCGGACGCUGUCUAUUCUGGAACUCACUGUACGUCUUCUGUCUGGUGAUUCCUUUUGUCUCUCAAGUCAGCUUCAAGGCCAUUGUGUAUCCAAACAAGUUCAGCAUGGGCUACAAAAUGGGAGUGUCAGACGGGUUGCUCUACGCCGGCAAGAAGGUCCACAGUAUGAUCUCGAGGAUCCACUCGCUUCACAGGAAUAUAUCCAAGUCCAGGGCCAAGUUCGAAGCCACACCCGACCGCGGAUUGCUGGGAAAGAACAUAACGAGGCCGUUCAAUUUGUUCUGGAACUACAUCUGCAAGGGCCUCGUGGGAACUACGAUGUUCAUCCUCUUCUAUCCUUUUGUGAACACACUUCUAUCCACUCUCUCUAUCCUGGUGGGAAUCACAACUCCCCUUUGGCUCCCCUUUGCCAUGAUAGUCUACUACCUCAUCCAAAUUCUGAUCGCCGACUUCAAAAGACCCGGAUACUCAGAGGGCUUCCGAUUCUUCUAUCUGUUUCACAUCUUCAUCUACAAGUUCUUCAUUUUGGGAUUUUGUCAGCCUGUUUCGUGUGUGUUUCUUACAUUUGUAGGCUACCCUCUCACUGCGUUGGUUCUCUGCGUGCUUGGAUCUCUGCAGAUCUGCAUCAGGAGCUCCUAUGAUUUCGUCAUCUAUCAUCUCUUCUUGAAGAGGAUUGCACGUGUUCCGGCAACUAACAGUUUUGCUGCCAAGAAGAUCGCUGGACCGGGCAUGGCGUCCGACUUCUUCCUCCAGAUGGACCCAGAACAUGCUCUGGUCCCAGUAUUCUACUGGGUUGACACACUAAUUCUGGACACGUGGCGGCAGCUACACAAACGGCAGAUUGGAGAACCGAAGCAGAUUUACAACAAGUUUUUCGAUCAAUUGUUCGAACCAUUCUCAGCGAUAGUGAGUGGUGGUGGGGGCAAUGGACAGAAAAGACAUCAGUUCUACUCACAGCUGCUCAAAGAGGAAUCCGAGCAUACUGACCGACUGAAUAAGGUGUACGGAAGUGCGAUUAACAAUCUGCACAUCCAUAUUCCUAACAAGAACCUCAUAAGACUUCGUGCACAAGACCUAGAUAAGCUAAUCAUGAUGACAACUCAGUACCUGUCGAACGUAAUCACUGAAAGCCUCUUUCCUUUCCUCGACGACAAGAAGUCUCUGAAUGGGUUCUGGAAGUCGCGUGAAAUCAAAAAAGACGACUGGGUCUCGUUGGCUCGGCACGUGUUGACCGAAGUCUACUCGGAUCCGUUUAUGGUGCCCCUGGAGGAAACAGAUGUGAACUGUGCGUUCAAACUGAAAGUGGAGGAGUUGACCCUUUCCAGUUAUCUGGAGGGAGUGAUCAGCACUGAAAUCGCAGACCCCCUCGAAGCUCACUCAGUAACGUUCAAAAGACUGUCAAACAACAUACACGUGACUCGACCGCGUCAAAGCAUCGAGAACAUCGACAAACUCAGGCUUCAUUCGCAUCUGUUCAACUACUCCAAUAUAUGCGCGCAGCAUCUGGCUGAGAAAUACCCUCUGCUAGCCAAUAAAAGUGACAGAUUGGUGGCGCAUAUCUGGAAGGAGCUGGGAGCAAGUGGGGUGGACUUGGAGUACGCGGCGGCCAAACAGAAGAGAAUCGCGGAGCAAGAAAUCCCAGGACUGCACGGGGACACAGCAUCGUCGACAGUACCAAUUCAAAUGGAAAGUGUAACCGAAACUUAAAACUGAAUUAGAAUUGCAUGCUGUUCAGAAAUUGUACAGGGUGAUAUUAAAGAAAUUUGUUUAGUUAGUUUCGAAACAAUGAUUAAGUCCAGUAAAUAAUGACAAAGAUUUUGAUAUUAGCUUCAACCAAACGUGUUUUGUUUAUGAAAUCAAAUCCACUUUUUUAAAUUUAAAAGAAGUUUUAUCAG
Molecule: messenger RNA, 3910 nt
Organism: Symsagittifera roscoffensis
Lineage: Eukaryota; Metazoa; Xenacoelomorpha; Acoela; Convolutidae
Exons: 7
Coding region: 336-3722 (1128 amino acids)
Source: RefSeq, a predicted model, not a curated record